AUGCUGAUACGAUACUACCUGGUUUCUGAUAAUCGAUUUGUUGAUGUUGAGCUUAUGAGUGAUGAGAUAGUCACGCAGUACACCCACAUGCUUACUAAAAGAAUAGGAAUAAGCAUACUGGAUUGUGACUUUAUGAGGUUAGAGGAUGAGCUUGAAGAGAUGAUGGAGAAUGGAGUGACAAAUGUGCAUAUUGAUGUUAUGGACACCAGCUUUGUAGGGAAUCUUACGUUUGGCCCAUGCGUGCUCAACAAGAUUUUGAAGCAUGAGUUUGUGUUUGAUAUUCACAUGAUGGUUAAUGAUCCGAUAGUGCUUCUGCCUUUGAUUGAUUUGAGCAAUGUAUUUGUGGUGACAGUGCAUCACGAGGCAAGCGAAAAAAUGCAAGCGAUUGAAUACCUGAGAGAGAAAGGAGUGAUGGCUGGGAUUGCAAUCAGUCCGGAAACGCGAGUUGAAGAAGUGGAUCUGAAGGAUGUGGGGUUUGCUCUUGUGAUGAGUGUUAAUCCAGGGUUUGGAGGGCAGCAGUUAAAGAGGGAAUGUGUUUGCAAGAUAGACCAGAUCAAGAAGCAAGGGAAGCUUGCUGGAGUGGACGGAGGGCUUAAUGAAAGCAGUAUUGCGAUGGUUAUGAAUGCGGACUAUGCAGUUGUGGGGUCGGGAUACUUCCGAGCUGAGGAUCGAAGAGAAUAUCUUGGCAAAAUUACGAGGCGAUUUUUGGGAUGA
This is a messenger RNA of Ordospora pajunii, 714 nucleotides long. Its product is annotated as ribulose-phosphate 3 epimerase. Gene Ontology annotation, biological process: pentose-phosphate shunt, non-oxidative branch; carbohydrate metabolic process. NCBI's taxonomy places the organism in Eukaryota, Fungi, Microsporidia, Ordosporidae. The record is from RefSeq and is a predicted model, not a curated record. Gene Ontology annotation, molecular function: metal ion binding; D-ribulose-phosphate 3-epimerase activity. The transcript has a single exon. Bases 1 to 714 code for a protein of 237 amino acids. Gene Ontology annotation, cellular component: cytosol.